This is a messenger RNA of Adineta ricciae, 1860 nucleotides long. NCBI's taxonomy places the organism in Eukaryota, Metazoa, Rotifera, Eurotatoria, Adinetida, Adinetidae. The record is from the annotation of a GenBank genome assembly.
AUGGACUACCAAUCAUCAGAGGAGAAAAAUUCACCAAAUUUUAUUGGUUCUUCUCUAUACCAAUUAGUACGACCUUCAUUAAUGGCGUCCUAUCUUCGCAAAGUUGCAGAAACGUCAUCGGCAACAGCGAAUUCAAAUAAUCCAGCUAAUGAUCUAGGCAAACGCAUAGCCAAAUGGGCGUUAAUCAUCGGGGUACCCACUGCGGUAUGCGUUACAGCGUAUUUAAUAUACCGACAGAAACAGAAUAGAACGGCAACUCCUCGACGUUCGUCAUUACCUAGGCCAUUAGCCCGAGGUGAAAGAGACACCUCAGCGACAACAUCAGAUGGUCGAGCAACGAAUCGUUUGACAUCCGCUAUUGAAUUGAAGAAUGAAGGCAAUGUUAAAUAUCGUGAACAGAAAUUUAAUGAAGCAAUUGAAUUUUAUACAGAAGCAAUUGAAACUUGCCCACCAGAAUCGACAGAGGAACUUGCACAGUUCUAUCAGAAUCGUGCUGCUGCUUGGGAAUCAUUGAAAAACUAUGCGAAAGUUAUUGAAGAUUGUUCUAAAGCUAUUGAACUCAAUCCUAAAUAUAUCAAAUGCAUCCAACGCCGUGCUCGUGCAGCUGAAACAAUCGAAAACUUCGAACUAGCUCUCGAAGAUUAUUCAACGGUAUGCUUUAUUGAUUCAUAUCAACCAGCUUAUAUAAUGGCUGCGGAUAAAGUUCUCACUGAACUAGCUAAACGUUAUAUCGAAACUUUACCUCCUAGCACCGCUGAAUUAUCGAAAGAUUUUGUUCGUACAUCACUCAACGAAUUCGAAAAUGAUCCGACGAUUAGUGAAACGUUCAUCGACGAAGUGCGUAGCAGUCAACCCGACAGUUCACUAGCACGUGCUUAUGAAGCAUUCGACGAGGGUCGAUUCACUGACAUUCCAUCGUUGUGUACACAAGAAAUCGAGUCUUCGGAAACAUCAACGUACGAAUUAGAAGCAUUGCUGCUACGUGGUUCGUUCUAUUUACUAAUGGGAAACUAUGCUGAAGCCCUCGAUGACUUCAACAAAGUGAUCAGCAAUCCAGAAGCAUCAGAAAAUUUGAAACUCAACGCUGAGCUGAAACGAGCAAAUACGAAGAUUCAUCAACGUGAUCUCGAAGGAGCUUUACAAGAAUAUGAUCAAUGUAUCAACAAUCAUCCAUUUGAAUGUUCGCCACGUGUUCAUCGUGGAAUGUUAAAAACUCUAUUGGAAAGUUAUUCGGAAGCUCACGAAGAUUUCACCGAGGCAUUAAACAUUACUCCAACAAAUCUUCGUGCAAAAUAUCAAAAACUCAUUAACGACGCUAAAAUCGGUGCUAAGGAAAAUCGGCCUGAGCGCGUUGAACAAGCCCUGGCGAGCUUUGAAGAAUAUUUUGAUUCAUGUAAAAAGGAUAUUUACUAUGCCCUGGCAAUCACAUCCUGUUAUUUGGAUAACGAUCGAAAAGACAAAGCACUCCAUUAUCUGAAUCGAUUCGUGGAAGAAAUACCGAACAAUCCAACCCUAAUGGCUCUAAAAGCGAAUUGUUUAAUGUCAACUGAUCCAUCGAACAAUGCUGAGGCAGAAGAACUCUUUGUCGACGCACUUCGAAUCGAUCGUUCUAACGAAACUGUUCUGACAAUGUUUGCCAUAUUCAAAUGCAAUCGAAAUGAUUUCGAAGAAGCCGCAAAAUUGUAUGAACGUGCAAUAAAAUGUACUCGCGGUGAUGAGAAACUGCUGCAAUAUGCUGCGUUACUCUAUGCAAUUCGUGCUCAAGGGCGAGCAAUUAAACGUCUUAGUUUACAUUUUCCAGGUGGCUUUCCUCCAGCUGGCGGUUUGGCUAAUUGGAUGGGUGGUGGUGGAAUAGUUUAA